AGAGGUAUCUGGCCAAGUUUGGGCAAGCAGACAACAUGUCCACACGUUACCACCAAGCUGCUAGUGAUGGCUACCUCGAGCUUCUCAAAGAGGCAACCAAGCGCGAUCUGAACCUCUGUGAUGAAGAUGGCAUGACACCCACACUUCUGGCUGCCUACCAUGGGAACAUGGAAGCUCUGGAAGUGAUCUGCAGCCGGGGGGGUGAUGCUGACAGAUGUGACAUCUGGGGAAACACUCCUUUACAUUACGCAGCAUCCAAUGGCCACGCGCACUGUGUCUCCUUCCUGAUCAACUUUGGAGCCAACAUCUUUGCCCUGGAUAAUGACUUGCAGUCUCCACUGGAGGCCGCAGCGAGCAGGGAGCAGAGCGAAUGUGUUGCUCUGCUGGAUAAAGCUGCCACUGCCCAGAACAUCAUGAACCCCAAGAGAGUUGCCAGGCUGAAGGAGCAGGCCCAGAAGAAUGUCAGGAGGCAGAUCAGAGAGUGUGAGAGACUCCAGGAGAAACACCAGCAUAAGAUGACCCGCAGCCACAGCAAGGAGGACGCCGUGACCUCUCCCACAGGCCCGGUCUCCAGGCCAGUCACUUCCCAUGCUUCUGCGACAGGGGCGUUCGGAUCCCUGUCUAAGGGCAUCAAAGACACUUUCAAGUUAAAAUUCAAGAAGAGCAAAGACACCGCAGAGCAGGUGGGCAGGGGAGACCGAGGAGGGCAGAGGAAUGUGAUGGAAGUGUUCCAAGAGGAGGAGGAAGACCCUGUCGCUGGCGACUUCAGAGAGAAACUCCAGUUCUCAACAGAAGACGAUGGCAAAGCUCAACACGAGUCCAUCCUGAACCGUCCAGGCCUGGGCAACAUUGUGUUUAAAAGAAACAGCGGCUUGAGCCCUGAAGACAUCGACGACAGCAAGAGAGAGCUAGGUUUUAAAAUGUCCAGCGAAUUGUUCCAAAGACAUGGAGCAGUGGAGGCUGAGGAAGCUGAGGGCGAUGAUGAUGAGGGAGAGGAAAAUGGCCUGGAGGAUGACUUGCCAUGGGGUGAGGACGAAGUGGAGUGGGAAGAAGAUGUGGCGGACGCCACUCCCUUGGAAGUAUUCUUACAGUCUCAGCACUUGGAAGACUUCCUUCCCAUUUUCUUGAGAGAACAGAUUGAUCUAGAAGCUCUGCUGCUCUGCUCCGAUGAGGACCUUCAGAACAUACAAAUGCAGCUGGGGCCCAGAAAGAAAGUUCUUCAGGCGAUCAACAGGAGGAAGCAAAUACUACAACAGCCUGCACAUCUGACUGAUACCAGCCUCUGAUGGGGGGCUGGGGGUCAGUGGGGUGAGCCUGCAGCAUGCGGGUGAAUACUGUGGCUUACCAGAAACACUCCAGGUGAUGUCCCCUUUCAGAACACCAGGAAGACUGAAGUAGACGUCCCUCCCCCACCUCUACUCCUUCAAGAAAAUGACCCAGGCCUGAUGCUGGUGGCUCAUGCCUAUUACCCUAGCAACUCAAGAGGCUGAGAUCUGAAGACCGAG
Messenger RNA from Perognathus longimembris pacificus (Pacific pocket mouse), 1505 nucleotides. RefSeq names its product ankyrin repeat and sterile alpha motif domain containing 4B (gene Anks4b). The transcript is spliced from 2 exons. Lineage: Eukaryota; Metazoa; Chordata; Mammalia; Rodentia; Heteromyidae. Bases 36 to 1286 code for a protein of 416 amino acids. Gene Ontology annotation, biological process: brush border assembly. The record is from RefSeq and is a predicted model, not a curated record. Gene Ontology annotation, molecular function: protein binding.